Messenger RNA from Stereum hirsutum FP-91666 SS1, 630 nucleotides. RefSeq lists its product as uncharacterized. NCBI's taxonomy places the organism in Eukaryota, Fungi, Basidiomycota, Agaricomycetes, Russulales, Stereaceae. Bases 1 to 630 code for a protein of 209 amino acids. The transcript has 3 exons. The record is from RefSeq and is a predicted model, not a curated record.
AUGACAUUCCUCAUCGUCCCCUUCGCCGUUCUGGCUCUCAAUAUCAUCUCAACCCUCGCUCUACCCAUCCAAGCCUCGCUUGAGAUCGUCGUCAUCGCACGCGGAUGCCGUUGUGCUCGCGCGGUCCUCGAAGCUGAUGCACCCAACUCGUUGACACCGCAGAAGAUAACGAAGGGCACUAUUGUCGGCGCUGUCCUCGCUGCACUGUUAUUCAUCUUCGUUAUCCUUGCCAUGACCAUGCUGUGGAACCGAGGGUGGCGCGAUAACAUUUCUGUCGCCACCCAAAGGAUUUCCUUGGUGGCCCAAGGCAUCAGGACCAGGUACAACAACGUUGUGGACAAGAUGCGAGCCAGUCUAGCCAGACCUCCGUCCACGCGUCGUUCAACCACAUCGUCUCCUGCCCAUCAUCCCUCGAGGUCAUACAUGUCGCGUAGCCGCUCUCCGAUGGCACAAUUUCUUCCAGGCACUCGCUCCGUCAGCGUUCAGAGCGAUACUUUGUCGAUUGCUGGACUGUUGUCCGGGCCAGGGCCUGCUGGAGAGAUUGGGCGAUCUGAGCGCGAUAGCGUCGUUGAGGGCCCCGCGUCGUCGUCUGUUGGCGACUUGGGCUUGCAGGUCAUCGUGACUGCAUGA